AGAGCGGUAAGCGGUCACGCAGACACACAUGCCCACGACAAGAAAAUUCAAUAAAUUUUGUGAGAACGAGGGAGGGAAGAAAAAAGAUAUGACAUGUGAUGGUGUUUUAGCAUUUUGGAUAUUUUUAUUUUUUUCCUUAAUUUUGAACAUCGUUCAUGUAACGGACGGCGGCAGUUUGGAUGAUCUACACAUAGGCGGCAUAUUUCCCAUUGCAGGCAAAGGAGGAUGGCAGGGUGGUCAGGCUUGUAUGCCAGCAGCAAAACUGGCAUUGGAUGAUGUGAACAAAGAGAAAAAUUUGCUACCCGGAUUUCGGCUCAUUUUACAUAGCAACGAUAGUGAGUGUGAACCCGGUUUGGGUGCCAGCGUGAUGUACAAUCUACUUUACAAUAAACCGCAAAAACUUAUGCUAUUAGCCGGCUGCAGUACGGUCUGUACAACUGUGGCAGAAGCCGCAAAAAUGUGGAAUCUUAUUGUGCUGUGCUAUGGCGCCUCAUCUCCAGCUUUAUCGGAUCGUAGCCGCUUUCCCACAUUAUUUCGUACACAUCCUUCGGCUACUGUUCAUAAUCCCACUAGAAUUAAGUUAAUGAAGAAAUUCGGCUGGUCACGUGUUGCCAUUCUACAGCAAGCGGAGGAAGUUUUUAUAUCGACGGUUGAAGACCUUGAAAAUCGCUGCAUGGAGGCAGGAAUUGAAAUCGUUACAAGACAAUCAUUUUUAUCCGAUCCAACAGAUGCUGUGCGUAAUUUACGACGACAGGAUGCCCGCAUCAUAGUGGGCCUCUUCUAUGUGGUGGCAGCGAGGCGUGUCCUCUGUGAGAUGUACAAACAACAAUUGUAUGGCCGAGCAUAUGUGUGGUUCUUCAUAGGCUGGUAUGAGGACAACUGGUAUGAGGUCAAUUUGGAAAAUGAAGAUAUUUCCUGUUCGGUUGAACAAAUGCGUCUCGCUGCCGAAGGACAUUUAACCACAGAAGCUUUGAUGUGGAAUCAGAACAAUCAAACCACCAUAUCGGGCAUGACAGCCGAUGGAUUUCGUGUUCGGCUAAAUCAAGCCCUCAAGGAGGAGGGUUUCGACAUUAACAAUGAUCGCUAUCCGGAAGGCUAUCAGGAAGCCCCUCUGGCCUAUGAUGCCGUUUGGAGUGUGGCAUUGGCCUUCAAUCGUAGCAUGGAAAGACUCCAGAAUCGUAAUAAAACUUUAAAGGAAUUCACAUACAACGACAAAGACAUUGCUGAUGAGAUAUAUGCAGCAAUGAAUUCAACGCAAUUUUUGGGAGUAUCGGGUGUUGUGGCGUUCAGCUCUCAGGGAGAUCGUAUUGCUUUAACACAAAUUGAGCAAAUGAUUAAUGGAAGAUAUGAGAAAUUGGGUUACUACGAUACCCAAUUGGAUAAUUUGACAUGGCUGAAUGCGGAACGAUGGAUAGGAGGGAAGGUCCCCCAAGAUCGUACAAUUGUGAGACGAGUUUUACGCACCGUAUCGCUGCCAUUGUUUGUUUGUAUGUGUACAAUAUCGUGUUGUGGAAUAGUCGUAGCAUUAGCCCUAAUUAUAUUUAAUAUAUGGAAUAAACAUAGAAGAGUUAUACAAUCAUCACAUCCAGUAUGUAAUACAAUUAUGUUACUUGGUGUUAUCAUCUGUCUUACAUCCGUCAUUUUAUUGGGUAUCGAUGGACGCUUUGUUAGUUCAGACGAAUAUCCCAAGGUUUGUCAAGCCAGAGCUUGGCUUCUAUCCACCGGUUUUACAUUAGCUUAUGGUGCUAUGUUCAGUAAAGUAUGGCGAGUACAUCGUUUUACCACAAAAGCGAAAAGAGAUCCCAAAAAAAAAGUCGAACCCUGGAAACUCUAUACCAUGGUAUCCGGUCUACUAUCCGUUGACUUAGUGCUACUGAUAGCAUGGCAAAUAUUUGAUCCAUUGCAAAGGAUAUUGGAAACAUUUCCCCUCGAAGAUCCCAUAUCGACAAGUGAUGAUAUUAAAAUACGUCCAGAGUUGGAGCAUUGUGAAAGUGAAAAGAACUCCAUGUGGUUGGGUCUUGUCUAUGGCUAUAAGGGACUGAUUCUGGUAUUUGGCCUUUUUCUGGCCUAUGAGACACGUUCCAUAAAAGUGAAGCAAAUCAACGAUUCACGCUAUGUGGGCAUGAGCAUUUACAAUGUGGUGGUAUUGUGUUUGAUCACGGCUCCUGUGGGGAUGGUGAUUGCAUCGCAGCAGGAUGCCUCAUUUGCCUUUGUGGCAUUGGCUGUGAUAUUUUGCUGUUUUUUGAGCAUGUUAUUGAUAUUUGUGCCAAAGGUUAUUGAAGUCAUACGACAUCCUAAGGAUAAAGCUGAAUCGAAAUAUAAUCCCGAUUCGGGUAUAUCGAAAGAAGAUGAGGAACGUUAUCAGAAAUUGGUAACAGAAAAUGAAGAAUUACAACGACUGAUAUCACAGAAAGAGGAAAAGAUCCGCCUGCUACGACAACGUUUAGUUGAGCGUGAAGCUCAAAUGAAGUCCGCCGAUACAAAUGGAUGCGGAGGUCCAACCACAACAGGCAUCAACAAUGGAAUGCAUCUACCCGCCGCAACAACCGCUGGUACCUCGUUAUCGGUACACACCUCGGCAACGUCCUCACAUCUAACACCCGCCGCAUCACUAGCAAUUACACAAGAUACACACGAUCAUCAUACAUGAAAAAACGUGUCAAUUUCCUUUACGUGAUAGGUAAAUUUUAAUUAAUUAUUUAUAUAUUUAAAAUAAAGUUUAGUUAAUAAAACACACACACACAAAAACCCAUAGAAAAAUAAAAAUUUUGAAAAUUUGAAACCCCUCCGCGAAAUGAAAAUAUGGGUUUUGUGACAUAUGAAAUAAGGACUUUAAUUUUCAAAACGAAAACUAAGGAAAAAUGUUUUAAGCAAAUUUUAGCCAAUAAGUACUACAAAUCUUUAGUUAAAUACAGAGAUAAUUUUUUUUAGACUAUAAGGAAAACAGAUUUUCAAAAUUAAAAAAAAAACGAAAUGUAGAUAAUUUCCAUACCAAAUGACUUUAAAUGGAUUAGUAAAAAUAAAAAUUAAAGUAAUUGUAUAACAAAUACUCUCAGUUAGGCUUAGUUAAGUAAAAGAUUUCAAAACAGAAAAACUCUUUAACUUUUGUACAAAUAUUUUGUACCUAUUUUUUCACUUUUUUUAGAAAAAAAUGUGUGUUGAAAUUUUUUGUUAUACUACAACAAAAACUUAUGGUUUUACUACAUUAUGAUGUACAUAACAUAACAGAAAUCUUAAACUCGUAAUAAUCCCUACCGCCCUAUAUACUCUUUUCAUAUAUAUGCCAAUAAUAUAUGAAAAAAAAAUUUAUAAAAUUUAGCAAAAUUUGUUACUUCAAUGUUUAGUUACACAACUGAGGAAUUUUUUAUAAAAAUAUGUGAAAUUUAAAAAUAUAUAUGUUUUUUUUUUUUUGUAAAUAAUAAACAAAAUUUAGUAGUAAUUGUAAAAAUUAUAAAAACCAAAAAAUAUCUGUUUGUUGGAUAAAUGCCAUAGUUAUAUGUUUUCUAAAAGUAAGGAUGUCAAAGGUUCUCCUUCAAAGGUUCUCCUUCUAUUGUAUAUAACGUAAGCGAAAAAUUCAAUUAAUUUCAAUAAUAUAAUAGAGAGUGAAAAAAUGCUAAAACGAAGCCCUAAAACUGAUAAGAAAAACGAAUUGUAGUUUUAAUAACUAUUGUAAAUUUGAAGUAUAAAACAAUGCUAUAUAAACUGGAAAAUAUCUACAAUUAACUUUAAAGCCUUAUGACAGCAUAAAAUUCAUGUAUAGCUGGCUUUUGGAGAGAGCUAAAUGUUUUUUUAUACCCUACACCACUACUGUGGUACAGGGUAUUAUAAAAAAGUGCAUUUGUUUGUAACACCCAGAAGGAUGAGAGAUAGACCCAUUGAUAAGUAUACCGAUCGACUCAGAAUCACUUUCUGAUUCGAUUUAGCUAUGUCGGUCUGUCUGUCUGUCCGUCCGUCUGUCUGUCUGUCUGUCUGUCUGUCUGUCCGUCUGUCUGUCUGUCUGUCCGUCUUUCUGUCUGUCUGUCUGUCUGUCUGUCCGUCCGUCUGUCCGUCUGUCUGUCCGUCCGUCC
This is a messenger RNA of Stomoxys calcitrans (stable fly), 4067 nucleotides long. It is a transcript of the gene GABA-B-R1, whose product is annotated as gamma-aminobutyric acid type B receptor subunit 1. The record is from RefSeq and is a predicted model, not a curated record. The coding region runs from base 29 to 2650 and encodes 873 amino acids. Gene Ontology annotation, cellular component: membrane; G protein-coupled receptor heterodimeric complex. The transcript has 16 exons. Gene Ontology annotation, molecular function: G protein-coupled GABA receptor activity. Gene Ontology annotation, biological process: gamma-aminobutyric acid signaling pathway; G protein-coupled receptor signaling pathway. NCBI's taxonomy places the organism in Eukaryota, Metazoa, Arthropoda, Insecta, Diptera, Muscidae.